AUGGUUGUCAUUCAGAGGGACCUAGGCAUGCUGGAGAAAAGGGCAGAGAGGAAGUUCAUGAAGUUAACAAAGGGAAAUGCCAAGUCCUCCACCUGGGGAGGAAUAAGCCCCCUGCACGAGGACGGGCUGGGGGCCAACCAGCAGCCUUUGGAAAGCAGCUUUGCAGAGAAAGACCUGGGAUUUCUGGUGGACAAAAAGUUGACCAUAAGGCAGCAGUGUGCUUUUGUGGCAAAGAAUGCCAAUAGCAUCGUGGGCUGCAUUAGAAGCAUUGCCAGCAGGUCGAGGGAGCCUUUCUUCCAGCUUGUAAAGUUACGGAAACUAGGACUUAGUGAUAAUGAAAUCCAGCGACUCCCUCCAGAAAUAGCUAAUUUCAUGCAGCUGGUGGAACUUGAUUUAUCUCGAAAUGAUAUUCCUGAAAUACCAGAAAGCAUCUCAUUCUGCAAAGCACUACAGGUAGCAGAUUUCAGUGGGAAUCCACUGACUAGGUUGCCUGAAAGCUUUCCUGAAUUGCAGAAUCUAACGUGUCUUUCAGUAAACGACAUCUCUCUGCAAGCAUUACCUGAAAACAUUGGGAAUCUUUAUAACCUGGCUUCGCUGGAACUUAGAGAAAAUUUGCUGACAUAUUUACCCGAAUCUCUUGCGCAGCUACAGCGACUAGAAGAGCUUGAUUUAGGAAACAAUGAACUUUAUCACUUGCCAGAAACAAUUGGUGCACUUUUGAAUCUUAAAGACCUAUGGUUGGAUGGAAACCAAUUAGCCGAAAUACCUCAGGAAGUAGGAAACCUGAAAAACCUGCUUUGUCUGGAUGUUUCAGAAAAUAAAUUGGAAUGCCUGCCUGAAGAAAUUAAUGGUCUGACUUCUUUAACAGACUUGCUUGUUUCUCAGAAUUUACUUCAGGUCUUACCUGAUGGCAUUGGAAAAUUGAAGAGACUAUCCAUCUUGAAGGUUGAUCAGAACAGACUUACUCAGCUAACAGAUGCAAUUGGAGACUGUGAAAGCCUUACUGAAUUAGUUCUAACUGAAAACCAGCUGCUGACACUGCCGAAGAGCAUUGGCAAACUAAAGAAGCUGAACAACUUAAAUGCCGAUAGAAACAAAUUAACCUCUUUGCCCAAAGAGAUUGGGGGGUGCUGCAGUCUUAACGUCUUUUCUGUACGUGACAACAGAUUAUCUAGAAUUCCCUCUGAAAUUUCACAAGCCACUGAACUUCAUGUCCUGGAUGUUGCUGGAAACAGGCUGAUGUAUCUUCCCCUCUCACUGACUACCUUAAAGCUGAAGGCUUUGUGGUUGUCAGAUAACCAGUCCCAACCUUUGCUGACGUUUCAGACUGACACAGACCCUGAAACAGGGGAAAAGAUUUUAACGUGUGUAUUACUUCCUCAAAUGCCUUCUGAGCCUGGUUGCCAAGAUAACCUGCCACGAUGUGGUGCUUUGGAAAGCUUGGUAAAUGAAAUGUCAGAUGAGACAUGGAAUGAGCGGGCGGUGAAUAGAGUCAGUGCAAUUCGCUUCUUAGAAGAUGAAAAAGAUGAAGAAGAUAAUGAAAUGGGCUCUGUUAAGUGGCUUCCCAAGUCUCCCAAACUGUACGGUGGCCAUAACUGGAGCUCCCAGGGCUCUCGCUGGGCCUCGUUAAAGGGAAAGGAAGGUUUCCAUGGCGGUAACCUGUACAAGCUCAGCUCUGCUAAUGAAAAAUGGAGGGAAGGAAGGAUCAGUCCUGAGCAAGAAGCGGAGGAACUGGAGGAUCCUGAUGAGGAUGAACCUAUUUCCAAGUUUUCUGGCAGUCUUUUUGAUACUGAUGAUAACAUAAGGGAUCAAAGAAAUAUUAGAGCAGCCCUUCAAGAAAAGCACAAAGCAGCAAUGAAAGGGAAAACUUUUCCAAGGAGUAACAAUAGGACGCAGUCACCUGUCUCAACAGCAGUAGAGACCAACAGGUUUCCAGAGGACACGAGGGCUGCAGAUGUGGCGCAGCCCCCGCUGAAGAUAACCAUUACUGUGUGCAGUCAAAUGGGGAGUCUUGGUAUUAGCAUUGCUGGUGGAAAGGGCUCAUCUCCAUAUAAAGACAAUGAUGAGGGGAUCUUGAUUGCUCGGCUCCCGAAAGAUGGCCCAGCAGACUUGGCUGGAGUACAAACAGGCGACAGAGUGGUGGAGAUACCUCGAAUAAUCCUCACGCGUCCGUCAACGUCUGAUGAAGAUACCGACCAGUUGCCACCAGAUCCAGAGGACUCUGAGCCUGAGGAAGCCGACAGCACAGAAGGCCAUGCCUAUUCGGACUGUCUGAACAACGCUUUUUACCCUCCCUAAUAAAGUACAUUUUUGGAAAGAGUGUGUUUUUUUUUCUCUGCUGUUCGAUUACAUUUAAUGUAGUACUUGAACCACUAUGCCUUAUUUGUAGGUACAAACCAUUACACAGAGGAUGCAAUUUGAAGGGGGGGGUUGGUGGGGGAAACAGAACCCGUGUUCAUAUUUAUUUGCCUUGAACUUUCCUUCGGCCGGAGCUUGUGCACUCGAAACAGAAUGUUCUGAGCGAGGUUAUGUGAAUGUCACCACGUGUUUCUGUAUCCACUCUUAAGUGCAUUUUGCUGCAGCUAAAUGCAGCGAUGAAGGGAACAGAUGGGUUUUUUUCAGAGAGUACUCUACCCAUUUGGAAACACAAUGAAAGCGGUUGUAUAAGUUUUUGUUUGUUUGUUUUUUAAAUCUUGUGUCCAUGUUUUGUCAAUACAGCUUACCCUUUGUUCUACCUGUGGGUUCCUUUGAAUUGUUCCCUUUGGUGUUGU
Molecule: messenger RNA, 2771 nt
Organism: Struthio camelus australis
Lineage: Eukaryota; Metazoa; Chordata; Aves; Struthioniformes; Struthionidae
Source: RefSeq, a predicted model, not a curated record